UCGACUUCCCCGUUCAGAUCUGAGAUCAAAAGCUCCCGAUUUAGGAUUAAGAACGGGACCCAUAAGAAACGUACCAGGCAUUGCCCCCUAGCUCCUACAUAGCUAUCCUACGCCUGCAGAAGCUGAAGAAAGGUGACCAUACGCGGCUGAAACGAUCGCCCGAUCCCGCCUGUUAUCUUCCGCAAUCGACGCAUCUGCUCCAUCGCCCCUCCACAUUUUCCCGGAUCGAAUCCUGGUCCCCCUCCUUCCGCCGUCCUUGGACAGGGACGCGGUCUUUUUUUGUUAUUAAGAGCUUAAUUUGUAGUUGUCUCGCUUGUCCCCAUCCUCAAGCCAUUAUAGCUCCCUCUCCCCCCCAAAAGGAAACGGGAUCAUGGUUUACGCAGCCAUUGACACUUUUAUCUUGCCACCCGCCAUGUCCUCCGACGCGACACAGCGCCCGCUCACGCCUUCCGACUCCCUCGACGGCCCCUUGCCUAAGCCAGCGUCCUCCAACAAUGAUACCUCUACGGUCGUCACGGCUCUCCAUGUCAUGUCCACCGAGCGUGCGGCUCUGGCGCACCUCGAACACCUUUAUCAGAACGAUGCGCGGGCCCAGCAGGAUCUCGCGCGCGCGGUGGACUUGAUUGCGUAUACGGUGCGCGAGGGGGGCAAGUUGGUCGUAUGCGGGGUGGGGAAGAGUGGGAAGAUCGGACGGAAGAUCGAGGCCACGAUGAAUAGUCUGGGGAUUCACAGUGCUUUCUUGCAUCCGACGGAGGCGUUGCAUGGGGAUUUGGGAUUGGUUCGACCGAACGAUACGAUGCUCCUUAUCUCGUUCUCUGGUCGCUCGCCGGAGUUGUUAUGCCUGCUCCCGUAUAUUCCCACCACAGUUCCUAUUAUCGCUCUCUCAUCGCAUACUCAGCCCGAUGCAUGUCCAUUACUUUCCCUGCAUGGCCCGCUUGGCAUGGGAAUUCUUCUACCGGCGCCAAUACAUGAGGAAGAGGAAGCUUCCCUGGGUGUCAGUGCCCCGACAUCAUCGACAACGGUAGCGCUGUGUCUGGGAGAUGCAUUGGCCAUCGCUACGGCACGGAAAUUGCACACUGAUUCGGGACGAGCCCCUGCCGAUGUAUUCCGCAGUUAUCAUCCCGGAGGUGCAAUUGGAGCAGCGGCAGCAGCAGCCGGAGCGACGCCAUCGACUACACCGUCUAGCGGAGCGUCAACGACGGCCUUUGAUUCUCCCUCUUCAUCUAUAUCAUUGCCCUGGGAUGAUUUCUCAAACGGCUCGUCUAUUCCACCUUUUAAUCUUCAACAACCCCCCGAACAACGUUCAAUACCAUUGGACAUGCUCGUUCCUCUCGAUCAAAUCCCUACAGCCUCGGCAUCACCUGCCAGCGAUGUACGAUUACUGGACAUACUCCUCACAGCUAUUCAGCACCCAACCGCCAAAUCAUGGGUCUUCCUAUCUGAAUCUGAACUCGUCCCGCCUAGGCGAAUUCGGUCCCUUCUGUCACGACAUACGGACGUCGACCUGCGCGUGUCUGAUGCCGUGGCUCUAGACUCUGGCCGACCGCUAUCCGUAUCCCGGCCCAACUGGUUCCUGGUGGCCGAGUCCACCCCACUGGCCGAGCUACGUCGUCUCGUCACCACAUCCCGAGAUGGCCCACACCCUAUAUCAGUUAUCGCCGUCGUGAAAGAUAUUGCCUCUCCGACCAGCUACAUUGGAGUGAUGGAGGCCGACGAUCUUUGGAGUGAAUAAGCUCUGGAACUAGACAUACUGGAUGUGAUAUGCUUGAUGUGAUGGGUAUCUCCAUACAUGGACAUAUCUUACUUCUCUUCUCGUAUCUACUUUAUUUCCCCACUCUGCACAUACCACUUGCAUUGGUUGCACAUGGGUUGACGAUGUUACGCCUGUUUCUGCCCGGUAUGGGCUCUCGCAUAGACUUGGUUCUUUGUCGAUAUUUGUUUUUCCAGUUCGUAUAUAGUUUAUAUAGUGCAUUACAUACGCUCCAAAUGACCCGCGAGCUAUAUCUUACAGGGUCCAGCACUUCUUGAAACAUCCGUAGAAAUCGGCAAUCGAAAUAAUACAAUUGUUGCAGAAACAUCAAAAUCUAGUGUACAAUCCCCUUCUCCACUUACCGAUGGGUAAGGAAAGGGAAGAUCUGAAUCCCCCACUAAUUCCGAAUCUCAUCCUCUCCAAGCAAUGCCAGACCAGACCUCACUACUCAAACCUGAGUGACCGGCUUAAUACCCUUGUGAAUAGCAGCAAUGCCACCAGUCAGAUUCUCAUAUCCCUUACCAGGAAUCAUAAAUCCAGCCUUCUGAAUCAUACCCCGGAACUCCUCCUGACUCGGGAACCGCUCAAUACUCUCCACGAGAUAUUGAUAGCUAUCCCGAUCCCCAGCAACAAUCUGCCCAAUCAAGGGGAUAGCACUGAAGUUCCACCUCUUGUACACGGCAUCAAACACCGGAUUCUCCACCUUACUAAACUCCAUACAAGCAAACACACCACCAGGCUUGAGCACGCGGAACGCCUCGUUCAGCGCGGCCUGCUUAUCCGUGAAAUUGCGAAUGCCAAAGACAACCGUGUACAGGUCAAUUGAGGCGUCGGGGAUAUGGGGCAUGUGUUCGGCGUUGGCCUCGACGAAGGAUAGACGGGGAGUGUUGUAGUAGGGUGUUGCGAUGGAGCGCUUACGGCCUUCGGCCAGCAUAUCGGCGUUGAUGUCGCUGAUUGUGACGCGGGUUUGCAGGUCGUGGUUGAUGUUGGUGGCGUGGUCGAGCAUGCGGAAGGCAAUGUCGCCGGUCCCGCCGGCGAUGUCGAGGAUGUUCCAGCCUUGGUCUUUGGCGUUGGCUGGGCGGUUGGCGACAGGUGUGCCUGGGUUCAGGGAGCGCACGAAGUGGUCUUUCCAGAGGCGGUGGAUGCCCAGGGACAUUAGGUCGUUCAUGUUAUCGUAUGAAGAGGCGACGGAGCUGAAGACGGCGCCGACUGUUGGAGAAUAACGUUAGCGUGGGGAUCAAUUCAGAUGGUGACGAUGGUAAUUGAAAUGCGAUAAAGUAGGACUGGAGAUCAUACCUCGCGACUCCUUCUCGGACUCGGGCACAUUGGUGAAGCCAAAGUGUGUCAUGCGUUCAUGGUCUGGUCUAGCCUGGUCGAAGGCCUGGCGGGUGCAGGAAAAGCAGCGGUACGGAGUAGCCGGUUGGAUAUUGCGGCGCUUAGCACUGUAGUGCAAGGCUCGCCAGGCAGAGCGGGUCGACAUGGUGAGUUGUGUGGGAGGAAUUGAAGGGGAAAGUUGAACCUGGUACGACGAUCGGAG
Molecule: messenger RNA, 3287 nt
Organism: Penicillium brasilianum
Lineage: Eukaryota; Fungi; Ascomycota; Eurotiomycetes; Eurotiales; Aspergillaceae
Source: the annotation of a GenBank genome assembly